Mycosarcoma maydis (corn smut) is the source of this 1713-nucleotide messenger RNA. RefSeq lists its product as uncharacterized. The record is from RefSeq and is a predicted model, not a curated record. Lineage: Eukaryota; Fungi; Basidiomycota; Ustilaginomycetes; Ustilaginales. Bases 1 to 1713 code for a protein of 570 amino acids. Gene Ontology annotation, molecular function: arylformamidase activity. The transcript has a single exon.
AUGGUCGACUCGGACAAGAAAGGUGCGACCAUUGCUGCCUCGCCCGCAAACGGCGAUGAUUGCACACAGCUACACGAAGAAGAAUCGAAUCGCCAACGCAUCGCUUCCAUCGCCAGCCGCUUCGGCGGUCUUGCAGCACAAGCAUCCUCGCAAGCCGCUCAGAAGGGCGCCGAGACCGCUAUCGAAGCUGGACGCCAAGUCACCAAAACAGCCAAUUCGGCUCGCAAUGCUGCUGCAACUCAGACCGCAGGUCUCCUCCAAGCUAUGGCGCUGUCCACCAAGAAUGCACUUUCCGAUAACGACAAAUCGUCCGGAAAGGCGUGGUACGAAUACGAAUCGCCGCUGCAGGCACGUCGUCGUCUGGCAGAGUACGAGUCGCCACUCCACGCUCGUCGACGUCUGGCAGCAAUUGCGUCUCAGCUAGGAUUGGCCACCUCGUCAGCCAAGCAGGCACCCAGCCUACUGAGUGCUUUAUCGUCUUCGACCCCCCCGCACUCUUCUUCAUCUUCCACCAACAAGCCAGCGAACACCUCCUCAGAGGAGAAAUGGGCUACUGCGACACUACCAGACUACCGUCAGCUUCCAUCGGAAGGCGGAUGGCCUGGGUGUGCAUGGGACGUGUGGGGUCGUGGAGAUCAGUUGGGCACCAUCAAUCUGCUUACCGAGUCCGUGAUUCUUCGGGCAGCCAAGGACGAGAUCAAGGUAGGGCGCACCGUAUCGCUCAACUGGCCCGUUCACCUCCCCGCUGAACCUUUCUUUCGGCGUAAAGCGCUGACGCACAAGCCGUUUGGAAAAGGCGGUGCGGCCUAUACCGACCCUCGCGAUGCCUAUGUCGCCAGCAUUCGAGCCACCAACCCGGACGUGACGGUACGCGAAGACACCAAGGUGCCCGUCAGCGAUGAGAUGCUCGAACUCAAUACGCAGAGCGGCUCGCAAUGGGACGGCUUCCGUCACUUUGGUCACAUGCCGCUCAACGUCUUCUAUGGAGGUGCAUCGCGUGCGAGCAUUCAAGACUCGUUUGACGACCAUUCGCCUCAACCAGCCGAUCCGCAAUGUUGGAACUCGGACGAGGCGAAAAAGCGCAACGCGCUCGGCAUCCAUCAUCUUGCACAGCACGGCAUUUGCGGUCGAGGUGUGUUGCUCGAUGUGUUUGAGUACCUUUCGCAUCACGGAACAGAUCAUGUCAAGCGUGACGACUAUGAAUGGUCGCACUGGUCUGGCUAUGGUGGAGGCCAAGGAUACGAUCCAUGCACAGGUUUCAGGAUCACGGUCGCCGAUCUCAUCGCCACGGCCAAACAUCAAAACGUCAGCUUGCGUCGUGGUGACAUCUUGCUCAUCCGAUCCGGCUUCACGGCGAGGUACUAUUCUCUGAACCCAACCGAACGAGCUGAUUGGUCCAAUCCUGAAGGGGGAAUGGCAUUUGCAGGCGUUGAACAGGGCGAAGAGAUGAAGGAAUUCAUGUGGAACAAUCACUUUGCCGCGGUUGCCGGUGACAGCCCAGCGUUCGAGGCGAGACCUACGAGGCAGGGAGAGUGCAUGCUGCACGAAACGUUUCUGGCGAUGUGGGGGAUGCCUAUCGGCGAGUUGUUCGACUUGGAGGGUUUGGCGCAGACGUGUCGCGAGAUGGGCAGGUGGACUUUCUACUUUACCAGUUGGCCAUUAAACCUGUUCGGUGGUGUGGCGAGUUGUGCUAAUGCUAGUGCGACGUUCUGA